Molecule: messenger RNA, 187 nt
Organism: Durusdinium trenchii
Lineage: Eukaryota; Dinophyceae; Suessiales; Symbiodiniaceae
Source: the annotation of a GenBank genome assembly
AUGGCGGGAAUGGGAUGGGCCGCUGAUGUUGGAACUGUGCAGCGGGAAGGUGUGCGAUGGCUGACGAAAGUACGACGCAUUUUGCUGUCGCCGCGGCAAGCUGCAGAAGGGUUUCCCGGAUUGCGCAAGUUCCGCCUCAUCGUCCUGCGCGAUGUGGGGCGGUUUGCGCCAGAAGUGCGACGUCCGU